AUGCCAGAGGAGGAUGCGUAUAUAACAUUCUACCACACUCGAGAUUGGCUACGGGCUGCAGCCCGGCAGCAAAAUGCGGCAACUAGUGCAGAGAUACAUCAUGAGUGGAGCACAACCCCAACUUCACCACAACGAAUCGCGCCUAACGCUACACCUCAAGUUAGCCCGGUCAACAACAAGACUGAACAUCUUACUGUUCGUUUUGCAGAAGCCAGCCUCCCUGAUGGCCCUUCUCAAGCGUAUACGGACUGCACCGAACGUGGACCUGGCCGCCAAACCGGGUAUGCUACUACAGCAUCUACCGAAGAAUACAGCGCGACGAUUGCGGGUUCAGAAUAUGACAAUGUCCAUCUGCUCAACAGUGCAGAGACAUGGGCAACCGAGGAGAGACAGGAGCCGAAUGGAAUCGAAAAUUGGUCCCAUCGAACUCGACCCGAGUCAGACUCAGCAGGUCCUCAGCGAUGA
Messenger RNA from Westerdykella ornata, 465 nucleotides. RefSeq lists its product as uncharacterized. Lineage: Eukaryota; Fungi; Ascomycota; Dothideomycetes; Pleosporales; Sporormiaceae. The record is from RefSeq and is a predicted model, not a curated record. The transcript has a single exon. Bases 1 to 465 code for a protein of 154 amino acids.